This is a messenger RNA of Aureobasidium namibiae CBS 147.97, 1857 nucleotides long. RefSeq lists its product as uncharacterized. The record is from RefSeq and is a predicted model, not a curated record. The coding region runs from base 1 to 1857 and encodes 618 amino acids. NCBI's taxonomy places the organism in Eukaryota, Fungi, Ascomycota, Dothideomycetes, Dothideales, Saccotheciaceae. The transcript has 3 exons.
AUGUUCGCCGCGUUGAGGGUUGACACUGACACUAGAGAGGACGCGUACCGGGUUCGAGCGACCUCGUUGCUGGGUCGACGAUUCGCGCACUCUUUCGGAACCUUCUCCCAUCACAUUCGCCGCGCUGAUUAUCGACAAGCAUAUUGUCAUCAGAAGCACCACUGCCUCUGCCGCGCCUUUCCACGUCAGCCUUCAGGAAAGAUUAGCAAGAUGGCGCCGCCAAAGAAACUCACGUUUAACUUCUCAAGUGAAGCAGCACCUAACAAUUACAUCCGUGGACCCAUCACGGGUAGACGACGCAAAAAAGAGAAGGUUGUAGAGAAUGCUGCAGUUGUGGUUGACGACGACGACUCACCUCUCUUUGAGCCCCUCGCGGACCAAAGUCCCGACCGAACUGAAAUGAAGCAUCGAGCAGACCCACCAAGGACUCCAGCUCGUCGGUUGGUAAGCGGUCGCAACGCACAAGUCCGAGCCAGCACCUACCAGGUCGUCCCGCGAACACCACUCCGAACUGGUGCUCGGGUCUAUCGUGACGAUGGAGGUGCCGAUCGUAUGAUCUGGCAACCUGGCGAUGGCGAUGGUGUGAGAGACAGCGAAUUUCCCAACAAGUCGUUGUUCAAGGAAAGAUACCGCUUCUUCCAAACUGAGAUUGGUCCUAUCGAGCGCGGCAUCAACUCGCCUCCGCAUUUCGUAGUCCUCGAUGACAAAGCUGUCUGGGAUGUUAUGCGAUCCAAGAAAUACACCGCAGAGGAAAGAGCUACAUACUGGCCUUUUGACUUUGGAUGUAAUGGAGUCGUCAGAGCCAACAGGCGUCAUAAAGGAAGAGCGGCAUUGAUCGGUGGUGAUGCCAGCGAUGGUGAGGAAGGACAUGUGCCCUGGAUCGCAAUAGGGCCUAAGAAAAACUCGACGAAAUACUACCUUGCGGGGGAGAACGGUGGUUACGAAGAAGUUGUCUUCAACUCCUCCACCGUCAGACCCAGUCUUGCAAAUCAUAUGACAACGUCCACAGGAGGCCGUAAGUAUGGAAACCCAACGAAGGUCCCGACGGCAGAGGCCACUCCAACCCUCAACAACGGAAGCAAGACAGAGUAUACAACCAAACGAAAGGCAAACCAACCCCUAAACCCUCGACACAGUCGUCCGAAGGUCGGGAAAUACCUACAUUCGACACCAUCUCCUGGAUGGCCUGGCGGCCCGACACGCCUGUUGAACAAGACUCCUGUGACGAGUGCAAGAGCCGAUCAUGAGAACUAUGCCAACCAGCAUGAUGGCUCAGAAUUGUCACCUUCGACAAGAGUUGGCGGACAAACAGUCUAUGCCCGCUACGACUACGGCGACGAACAACCCGAACGCAAGAGGGGUCGCCUCGUGACAUCAAAUGUUCGAAACUCGUAUGCUCGGACACCGUACGCGGAUGAUGCAAAGACUCCGUUGGUGGGCGCAGAGACUCCAAACCAGGGAUACCCGUAUGAAGCGAGAACUCCAGGUCGUAUGGGUCCUAUGGGUGGACCGAUGUCCUCCCACGGGGCCAGUGAAGCUUUGCCCAAUCAACAACCACCAGAUUGGCAGACCGUUCAAAGCUUGUUGCAAGAGCUUGAACAGACGCGGAAGAACUUCGCACAGGUUGAGGGGAAGUUCGCACAGGUUGAUGAAGAGCUUCAGUGGACAAGAACAGAGCGCGAACAGGAGAGGAGAGAGCUUCAACAGGCCUUGGCGAAAAUCGCACAGUUGGAGGGAAAGUGCGAACAGACGCAAUGGAAGAGCGCACAGAUGGAUGACACGCUACGCAAGCAUGAUGAGGAGAUUUUGUACCUCAUGGAGCAUGAGAGACAAAAGUCGCACAUGCCAGGCAACUGA